Molecule: messenger RNA, 2247 nt
Organism: Coregonus sp. 'balchen'
Lineage: Eukaryota; Metazoa; Chordata; Actinopteri; Salmoniformes; Salmonidae
Source: the annotation of a GenBank genome assembly
AUGUGUUUCUUGGCUCAGGAGAACUACAUCAACCUCCCGGGCCUGCUCUUCUCCUGCAAGUACAAAGUCACCGUUCAUAUGCUCAAGUCCAAGAGGCGCGCCAAGGACGAGAGCACCACCUUUCUCACCCCGUCCUGCUCCACCAUAAGGAACAAGAACCACAAACACAUCCCCUGUCCUGGGGAGGGAGGUGAGUCAGCUGCUCAGUACAACCAGAUCAUGUUAUGCUGAUACGCUGAUUCUCAUUUAACAUUAUGUGUCUGACUACAAGGCUCUCCACACGCUUGUUGAAAGAGGCUUCUUCUCAUGUUAUGGUACAAGUAGACAAUUGCCUUUUUUGAUUUACUGUGACAAAUUUCUUACCACACCAUACCAUUUUUAUUAUGCCAAGAACACAUAUCCAUCAGACGAGUAUUUUUCAACAUAUUUAUUCCCAUCUCUCUCUGCAGCCCCAGUUCUCAAAGUGUUGGCUAAGCCGGAGAAUCUGACGGCAUCCUUCUCCAUCCACGAGGGAAAACAUCACGGGCAACUUCCUGUGGCGGGUGUCACGGUUCCUGGCCCAUCAACGAAUCACAGGCUUUCAGGUCACCUGGGCAGAGGUCACCACAGAGAGCCGACAAAACAGCCUGCCCAACAGCAUCAUCUCCCAGUCGCAGAUCCUGCCUCCAGUAAGUCUAUUAAAUUAAAUUAUAUUCAAAUAAAACUAUUGUUCCUGUGACGGAACUUCUUAUUUGGAAAGUUACAUGCAGUCCCUUCAGAGUAGGUUAUACCAGGACAUAGCUCUUUGCUUUUGCUGUAGGACACAAAAGAUUAGCAAGGAAGGGAUAUAUUGUAUUUUUCCCAAGCGAAUGAAUAAGCGCUAUCUUCAGCAUUUCAUUAUACAACGCCUGCCAGGAGUGGAGGUAUUUUAAGGAUACAACUGUGUUGCUCUCUUUACAUGAAUAACCAGAUAAGCAGUGGUGGGCAGAGAGACAGAGCGAGAUCUGAGGGAGGGGCGUUGUGUCCCGUUAGAAGUUCUCCUCCUCCUGUGUAUCAUCUACCUUCCCUGCUUCCUCUUUCAUCCUGCGUGACCGCGCUGAAAAACCCACUGUUUUACAUCAUCUAUCAACAACACGUUCUGUCUGUCUUCUCCGCCCAGCGAGCUGCUAGCAGCUCUGAAAAUAAAAACACCCAUCGCUACACUCAGUUUAUCAGGAAGGGAAAGAGAGAAAACAGGAUAUAUCUUUAUUUACCUGAAUAGAGAGCAGAGGGUAGAUGGGAUAUAGCCCAAGUUUACCCAACAUCUAAUUCAACAUGUUAACAUCAGAAGGGACUAACACUCUAGACUUCUAUGUGAAAAAAAGGAUCUGGGGAACAGAACGGUUUACUACCUUGAAUUCCAAACAAGGUGAAUGCAAUGAACAACAGUCUGUAUGUGAGAAAGGUGUUCAGACAGUCUUGGAGGACAAAUCGAAGUUGAUACAACAUUGCUGUUCAAAUCCUUUACAAUUGUAGAAAAGGUUUCACCCCCCAAAAAAACGUCUUCUUUAGUGUGGGUUUUUAUGAAAAAUAAGCAAUUUUCUAUCAGCUUCGAUUUGUCCUUGGAAGUGGCUGAAUACCUCUCACAUACCGAGUGUUAUGUGAAAUAAUGUUUUCUACAGUGGCACCAACGAUGGUUAAUUGUCUUUUCUUGUGCUGUUAACCCUGUCAGGACCAUAAUCUGCUGGUGGUGUCCAACCUGCGAUCAGCCACGUACUACAGACUGGAGGUCCAGGUGAUAACGUCAGGAGGGGAGGGUCCUGCCACCGUCAAGACCUUCCAGACCCCCAGUGUGUUACCAGUCCUGCAACACCGUAAGUACCAACUCACUGACCACUGAUCACAGCUGUUGCUCUCCUCUAGUUAACCACCAGGCUGUGUCCAGGUGGUCUUAAUACCGUAGCUCAUUGGAGCGUAUCUGUGACUCUUCAGUGACAUCUUUUGAGGUCAUCUGAUGAGUAUAUUCCUUACAUGAGCACAUAAUACUUUUGAUCAUUAUUCUGAACUUUCAUUAGGAACUGAUAUUGACAUGUUUUUUGUGCUUUGUAGGACCCAGACUCAGGCAGCACCAUCCACACCAGAAGCCCUCAGCAGAGAGACAUUGAGACCCCUUGGCCCAUCAGACCCAGUGUGGCCAGAAUCAAUGUCUCACAGCACCUUCACCCAGGGAGGGAAUUCGGUGUGGAACCAAACAGCAACACAGCAAACACAGCAGACCAUGAACUUUGA